Messenger RNA from Rhizophagus irregularis DAOM 181602=DAOM 197198, 1258 nucleotides. RefSeq lists its product as uncharacterized. NCBI's taxonomy places the organism in Eukaryota, Fungi, Glomeromycota, Glomeromycetes, Glomerales, Glomeraceae. Gene Ontology annotation, cellular component: Rad51C-XRCC3 complex; replication fork. Gene Ontology annotation, biological process: t-circle formation; resolution of mitotic recombination intermediates; telomere maintenance via recombination. The record is from RefSeq and is a predicted model, not a curated record. Gene Ontology annotation, molecular function: four-way junction DNA binding; DNA-directed RNA polymerase activity; ATP binding.
ACCAGUGUUCAGCAGUUCAACAGUUAUUAGAUGAAUAAUAAUAUAAUAAAUCACGUGCUUUAUAUCGCGUUUUACGUCAUUCCGUGUUUUCACACUGAUUAAAAGUGUUAUGCGUAAACCUGUUUAUACAGAAAAACGGAUCGCAAAAUAUAUGAAAAAUAUGGAACUUAAAAAUAUAGAACUAAGACCGAGAAUCGUAGAUGCUCUAAGAUAUGCAAACUUUGAAACUGUAUCAGAUGUGAUAUAUCAUAACGAAACAGAACUUUCAAAGAUUUUAAACCUAUCUUCAAAGGAUAUAAAAGAACUUGUAAAAUGUAUAGCACAAGAGAUAAUAAAACCAUGUCCAUUAAUAUAUCCACUUACAAACGCUCUAAAAAUGCUUAAUUCGGGAGAACAAUGUAUGUUAACUACGGGUGAUGACAUAAUUGAUAAAAUCCUCGGCGGGGGAAUUAUGUCACGUGGAAUUACAGAAAUUGUAGGCGAGAGUGCUGCUGGUAAAACACAAUUAUGUUUACAACUUUGUUUAACAGUCCAAUUGAAAAAAGAAUUAGGUGGACUUGAAGGAGGAGCGGUAUAUAUAAGCACCGAAGGAAAUAUUCAGAUGCUAAUAAAACGAACGCGGCAAAUGACACACGCGAUGAAACAACGAUAUGAUGAUCACCUUAAAGAUGUGGAUUUAUUGGAUAAUAUUAAAUACAUUACUGUUCCUGACCUGGACACACAAUAUCAAGUCUUACAUUUACAGUUACCAAUAUUACUUUCUCGGAGUAAGAUCCGGUUGGUGAUAAUUGAUUCUAUUGCAGCCAACUUUAGGGUUGCAUAUAAUUCAUCUAACGGCUCAACAUUACUUCAACGAUCUAAAGAACUUUGUAGAUUAGGAACUAAACUCAAAGAAAUAAGUGAUCACUUCCAAUUACCUAUAGUUUGUGUCAAUCAAGUUUCUGAUUUAUUCUCUAAAAAUGAUAUUAGAGAGUAUAUUGGAAAUAAAGAUGACAAUUUUUGGGAAUAUGAUUAUUAUCAGAAACAAUUUUUAGCUGGAAAAGGUUCAAAAAUCCCAGCAUUAGGCUUGGUGUGGUCAAAUACAAUUAAUUCAAGGAUUAUGCUAUCCAGGGCCGAUAGAACAUUAGUAGGCAAUGAAGAUAAUAAUCAAAGGACAAUCACAUUAAUGAUGGCUCCUUAUGCACCUAGACGUUGGGGUGAAUUUUAUAUUGAUUUCGAAGGAAUACAUGGAAAGACUAACGAACAAUUGUAUUAUUAA